AUGCCCCGCGCUGCAGACGCACCGCGUCACCAACGCACAUAUCGCGCAUGUACAGCAUGCCGCGCUGCCAAGUUGCGCUGCGACCUCGGCCCCAUCGACGCGCCCGAGGACUUGCCGUGCCGUCGUUGUCGACGCACAGGCCGCAAAUGCGAGUUCACCGAGUCCUAUCAACGCAAGCGCCGCACAGACAGUGUGCCAGGUACACCGAUAGCGUCGAGUAGUACCCGAUUCGAGAUACCUUCGCGAGACGCCCGGCUCGAUUUGGUGGGAGGAAACCUCGAGACGCCGGCCGACGCACUGCGCCUCCUCUCGUCCGUGUCGGCUGAUCGGCCGGCCGCACCCGCCUUCCAACCGGACCCAGCGUUCGAGGGGGAGGUAUGGAGCUGUUGGCCACCGGUCCGCGAGGGGCUUCUCACCAGUGCCGAAGCUAGCACACUGGUGGCCUUGUACGCGCGGAAUAUCAAUCCGUGUCAUCCUGUCGUCUCGGCCGAACUGUUUGACCGCGAUAACGCCUCUCUUCUCUUACAAGAACCGCUACUUGUCGGGGCGAUAACUUGCGUCGCGGCUCGAUAUGCCGAUCUCGGACCGAGCUUUGAUGCGCGGGAACCAAGCCGCGCGCGCCUGGUCCAGGCGAGGAUAGUCGAGUGGCUGCUGGGCCGCAUCGCGAGGCUCGUGAUGGGUUCCAGCGCAAUGCGGACCAUUGGGACAGUGGAGGCGCUGUUGAUUCUGUCCGAGUGGCCGCCACGGUCGAUGCUCGUCGAGGAUAGUGUUGGGGAUGCGUGUCCCAGUAGCGCGUGUAAGCACCAGGACGAUGUGGCGUGGACAAACGUCGCCCUAGCGGUACGGAUUGCACAGGAGGUCGGGUUACACGACGAGACAACUUACGUGCCGGCCAACACGUCGGAUUGGCAGACACGGCGGCGGGUCAACGUGUGGAUUCAAAUGGCGACGAGUUGGUGGGACCAGUUCUUCCUAAUGAGCUGUGAACGGCUGGAAACCAAGGCCCUCCCUAUACCCAGUGCCCGUCCGUUUUGGCGCCACAGCCGUGUUACUGCUGAGCACGCACAUGUGAUUGCGAUCUGCCACCAGACGCUGUAUCCGUCUCCGGACGUGACGGCGGACUUGAUCCGCACGGGACGGUUCCAGAGCUUCCUGGACCGCUUGAAGCCCGAGUUGAACCAUUUGUGGACGUGGGCCACAGGCGGACUCGACUCGGACGCGGAUGCUGCUGCGGGAUCGCCAGACCAGAGACGGAGUGUGGAUAUCAACCGCAUCUUCUGGCGGAUUGACCACGACUACGUGCGAUUAUACGCCAACGCCAUCGCGAUGCGCGCGGCCGUCUCGCGCCUCCUCCGCGGUGCACCGAUGCCCAGACAGCGAACACCCGGCGGCGAGCGCAUCAUGGCGACAACCGUCAUCAUCUCCGUUGAAGGCGUGCAGAUGAUCGAGGCGGUGGACUCGGCCGUCGCCCUCCUCGAACACGGCAUCGAAUGCCACCGCCGUGGCGUCCUUCGCUUCUGUCCUGGCCGGACAUUUCAACGCAUUAUGUUCGCAAGCGUCUUCCUCAUGAAAGCUCUCUCGCACGGCGCUGUGGCAGAGAAAGAACCCGCCGUACUCGAUCUACAGCACCGGAUGCUCACGUGUUUCCGCGAGGCCGCAGUCGACGACGAGCACAUUGCGGCUGAGAUUGCACGUCUCCUUGAGAGGGUCUUCCCCGCCCUUCCAGCUCUCCCCCACCCAGCCCACCAGGCUCACCCAGCCCCAACACUGCCAGCCAUGCCGCUCCCCGAUCCCGAGCUCGAGCCGAGCCAUGGUUUCGAUCUCGGGGCUCUAAACGAUGCGCCCGAUGAUGCUGACGUCUUCGCCAACUGGGGCUUUGACCCCGUCCUCAUCCUUAAUGAGAUGGAUGCGUUCAUCCAGUCUAUGGAUAGAUAG
This is a messenger RNA of Cutaneotrichosporon cavernicola, 1935 nucleotides long. RefSeq lists its product as uncharacterized. The record is from RefSeq and is a predicted model, not a curated record. Gene Ontology annotation, molecular function: DNA-binding transcription factor activity, RNA polymerase II-specific; zinc ion binding. The coding region runs from base 1 to 1935 and encodes 644 amino acids. Lineage: Eukaryota; Fungi; Basidiomycota; Tremellomycetes; Trichosporonales; Trichosporonaceae. The transcript is spliced from 6 exons. Gene Ontology annotation, cellular component: nucleus. Gene Ontology annotation, biological process: positive regulation of transcription by RNA polymerase II; aromatic amino acid catabolic process.